This is a messenger RNA of Triticum turgidum subsp. durum (durum wheat), 309 nucleotides long. Lineage: Eukaryota; Viridiplantae; Streptophyta; Magnoliopsida; Poales; Poaceae. The record is from the annotation of a GenBank genome assembly.
AUGCUACAGCGCAAGUCCGAGUUCCUGCUAUCUGAGGUGGGAUUGGAGCCCAUAUACAUUGCUCAUCGACCGAUAAUUACUUGUCUUAGCCUGGAGGGCCGGGUCAGGCCCCGGUACUAUGUUCUCAAGUUCCUCAAGGAAAAUGGAUUGGUAGAUCGCGAGCUGAGCUUCUAUACUGCAGUCAGUACGCCUGAGAAGUAUUUCAUGAACAAGUACAUAUGCCCUCACAAGAAAGCCGCACCACACCUCGCUGAGGACUAUGCAACCGCUUGCAUAGGGGAGAUACCAACUAAUUUCUUGUUUAGAUGA